This is a messenger RNA of Brassica napus (rape), 1680 nucleotides long. RefSeq names its product vacuolar-processing enzyme delta-isozyme-like. Gene Ontology annotation, molecular function: cysteine-type endopeptidase activity. The transcript has 4 exons. Gene Ontology annotation, biological process: vacuolar protein processing. Bases 671 to 1348 code for a protein of 225 amino acids. NCBI's taxonomy places the organism in Eukaryota, Viridiplantae, Streptophyta, Magnoliopsida, Brassicales, Brassicaceae. The record is from RefSeq and is a predicted model, not a curated record.
UGUUUAAAUCCAAUUAUUCAUAGCCUAUUAAAAAAUUUUGGUAUGCCUAAAAUUUAAAUGAUAAGCUUAGAGAUUAAAUGUAACAUGACUUUUUAGGAAUAUGUCUAUUAGGUCCAUUUUAAAAAAAAAUCACACAUGAACCAAGGUUAUGACUUCUGUUUUAAUAUAUAAGAUUAUGAUCAUGUAGACAAUCAAAACACCAAUGUUGUCAAAAAGAAGAUCUGUUUUGAGGCAAAACCCUUCCAGGGUUGCCAAAAGAGUUACCCAUUAGACCACCAUAAGAACGACUUUUCCUAAUCUUAGUACACUUAAAGCAAGACAUCAAUCGAUGCAUCGGUCAAAAAAGCCAUGAAAACCGUGCCACUAAAUGAAGCUCCAUUGAACUCAUUGUAAGCAACUUUGUCUCCUUGAAAUUUUGGCACUAAUGGAGAUGGUCUAACAGAUGGUCUAAAAGAGCAGCAACUUCGUCAGACAAGGAAGAACUCCUCAUUGAUUUAUAGGAAAAAAGUUGCCAUCAUACAAAUCAAUUUAUAUAUAUAUAUAUCCUAUUUAUCCAAUUAUCUCAAAAAAGAAGCUAGCAAACAAAAGCAAUAACAUUAAUACGCAAAUUUAAAUACUACGUUGACAUCAGCAGUUAACAUUAUGAGUUACUUUUUGUGGGUUUAAUAUUAUGAGUUACUUUUUGCAUCCACAGACUCAAACUUUAAUACGCAAACGACUCAAAGAAAUUUUCUAUAUAAACGAGUUAUAUACUACGGUAUUCAAGAACAUCAACCGCAAGAGAAAAAAAAAACAGUUCUUUAGAAGUCUUAUUACGACAAUGUCUUUUCUUGGUCAUUUACAAGUUCUUGUUUUUCUUUAUGCUCUGCUUCUUUUCUCAGCAGAAUCUCGCAAAACCCAACUAUUUGAUACAGAAUCUAGCGCUGAUGAUGGUGCUGAACACGAAAACUACGGGGAUAAGGUCGAUGCGCGAGAUAUCCCUCUGUUAUAUCUCGAGACGAAGAUUCAAAACGCUCCUGUGGGGUCACCUCAAAGACAAGAAGCUCAGAAGAAUCUGCUUGAGGAAAUAAAUCACAGGAAACAAAUCGAUCAGAACAUUAUAGAGAUUCUUAGACUUUCACUCAAAAAAACCGAUGUCUUAGAUCUCUUAACUUCCACAAGAACAACAGGACAACCUGUUGUAGAUGAUUGGGACUGCUACAAGACUCUGGUUAAAAGUUUCAAGAAUCAAUGUGGAGCAAAGAUGGAAUACGAUAUGAAGUAUGCAGGAGCACUUGCCAAUAUCUGCAAUAUGGGAGUGGAUGUGAAGAAAAGUGUUGCAGCUAUUGAAGAAGCUUGUGCCCAUUAAAUUAUAUGCAAAAAAUAAUAUUGUGAUCGCCUUAUAAAUAUGAAAGUUAUUGCAUAACAUUUGAUUGUGUGGAGAUGGUUGAUGCCUAUUUUACUUGAUAACGCGAAAGUCUUGGUCUUAAAUUGGAUUCAUAGUAUAAUAACCUCGUACCAAUUCUAGUUUCAAAAAUUCACGCGAAAGUCUUGGUCUUAAAUUGGAGAAUGAGUAAGUGAUCGGAUAAGGCUCGGCGGCACUCGAGUCAACAUCUCGUAUUCACGUGUUAUGCUUUACGGUUUACAGUUCUACAACCUUGAACCGGAGCAGCUGAUUAAAUCCUCAUAUAUACUGGUGAA